Molecule: messenger RNA, 1578 nt
Organism: Penicillium roqueforti
Lineage: Eukaryota; Fungi; Ascomycota; Eurotiomycetes; Eurotiales; Aspergillaceae
Product: glycoside hydrolase family 18 protein
Exons: 5
Coding region: 1-1578 (525 amino acids)
Biological process (GO): carbohydrate metabolic process
Cellular component (GO): extracellular region
Molecular function (GO): chitinase activity
Source: RefSeq, a predicted model, not a curated record
AUGCGCCGGUAUCUGUGUCUUCUUGCUUGGUCUAUUUUGCUGGCUUCAUUCGGAGGAGCACAGGCGAAGCUGGACUUAAACUCGACUAGCAACAUCGUUGUUUACUGGGGCCAGAAUUCAUUCAAUGGAAAGGGGGAUCAGGCACAGCAGCCUCUUGCACACUACUGCGAUAAUGAGGACAUUGAUGUGAUACCAAUGGCCUUCAAUAUGAUGGUCAACGGCCCAGGAGGCGCUCCAGAGAUUGAUUUCUCUGUUACCAGCAAGGACUGCGAUGUCUUCGAAGGCACAGAAUUAAAGAACUGUCCUUCAAUUGCGAAGGACAUCCAAACGUGCCAAAAGAAGAACAAGACGAUCCUUCUUUCAAUCGGUGGAGCGACCUACAGCGAGGGCGGCUUCAAGUCCGACGAAGAUGCCAAGGACGGUGCGAAGCUGAUGUGGGAGACCUUUGGCCCCAAGAAAGAGAAUUCAACCGCUCUUCGUCCCUUCGGUGACGCCGCCUUGGAUGGGUUCGACUUGGACUUUGAGGCCAAUGUCCAACACAUGGCCCCCUUCGCCAACGAGCUGCGCUCACUGAUGAAGGCGGAUAAGAGCAAGCAGGAUUUCUACUUGACAUCGGCACCGCAAUGCCCCUACCCUGACGAGGCAGACAAAGAGAUCCUCAACGGUCCUGUUUACAUUGACGCUAUCUGGGUACAGUUCUAUAAUAACUAUUGCGGCGUCAACAAUUUCAACACCGACAGCUCAAGCAACAAAUACAACUUCGAGGAGUGGGACACCUGGGCUAAGACCGUGUCACAGAACAAAGAUGUAAAGGUCAUCGUCGGCGUCCCAGCCUUUACUUCUGCAGCUAGCACGGGGUAUAUCCCGGCGUCCGAGUUGGCCAAGGUGAUUGAAUACACGAAGAAGUUCGACAGUUUCGGAGGUGUUAUGAUGUGGGAUGCCACACAGGCAUACGAAAACGAUGGAUUUAUCGAGGACGUGCGAGAAAGCUUAGGUUCUGCGAAUGAUUCCGGUUCGUCGUCGCCCGACCCGGUGUCAACCUCGGCAUCUGCCUCUACGUCCACUGACCCAACGAAGACAACCACCACAACUACCACAACCACGACUACGAGAACGACGACGACGACGACGACGACGACUUCGCCAUCUUCCAAUGCACCCGUCUCUUCACACUCAUCCUCCUCCUCCUCAUCUGCUUCUGCUUCGCACAAGGGAGCUGAAGAAACAACCACCACCACCACCACCACCACCAAAGAACAUAAGCCUACCGUUACGACCACCACGCAAAAGCCUGUCGCUUCCACUACCCAACCAAAACCGACUACUAUCGUCACUACAACCGCAAAGCCCAAGGCUUCCUCAACCACAUCUGCGGAGACAACUGCGACUCCCACCUCGAAUGGUGGCCCUAACUCGCCGAGCGACGACGAUAAUUCAGACGAUGGACCAAAUGAUGAGUCGGGUAGUAAUCUCCUCGGCUCUAUCCUCGGGAACGACCUUCUCGGUCUGCUGGGUGGCCUCCGUAAGGCGAACAAAGCUGCUAGCGGUAUCACCCAUGGUCUAGCCAACAAUCUCUGA